CUACACCCGGCCCACAGCCCCGCACGCGAACCCUAGCACUCUCCCUGACCCUCUCCCUUGCAGCUGUCUCCCCAACCCACUCCAGAUCCAGAUCCGCCACCCACCUCCCUCUCCCCUCGCCGCCUCCCCUCCCCUCGCCGCCGCACCGCCCAACGUUGCUUGUGAGAUCCCCUUUGGUCGCGACGACGGGGAUGGACGCGGCGGCGAUCACUGCCGACCUGCUCUCCGCGUUGGCGCCCUCCUGGAGCGCGGCGGUGGUGCUGGCCUCCUACCUCGCGUACCUCGCCGCCGCCGCCGCCGCCCUCCUCCCCGGCAAGCUCGUCGCCGUCCUCCCCGACUCCUCCCGUCUCCACUACCGUUGCAAUGGUCUGCUCCCACUGCCGCUGCCCCUGGGGCUCUCCGCGCUCGGCGUCUACAUGGGCUGGAUGACUCCCACGGUGAGAUCCACGGUGGGGUUUCUCGCCUCCGCCCUCCCGCCCCACCACCGGCCCGUCCGCCAUGUCGAAGCAAGGAGGGAAGGCCAAGCCGCUCAAGCAGGCCAAGGUCGCCGAGAAGGACUACCACGAGCUGCAGCCCAGGGCGAAAAAAAAAAGAAACAACGCGAGGACGAGGGAAUCGAUCGCUCCAACUCCUUCCUGUCUCUUCGGUUCGCGAGCGCAUCGACUUGGCAAAAAAAGGGGCUGGCAGUGGCGGCUGGCCUCGACGCUGAGCCAUAGACGGCUAGACGCACGGCCGGGGGGAAGCGGACUCGAGGCUCCCAGGCAGUCUACUGAUCUGGUCGUCCAAUCGGCCCCUCCUUCCUCUCUUCCGGCUUCGACUACAGCUUCGGUAAGAAAUCUCUGUCGAAAUUAGGGCUAGGAUUCCUCAUCUCUGCAAGUCUGAACUCUGAAUAAUUGAUCGUGGCAAGGCGUUGAUCAUUUGAUGCGAGGUACUAUUCGAGGUACAUACACACUGACCCCACUAAUUAUGUAUAUGCAGCGUAUGCUACAAGAAUUCAAGGUCGGGGUCGGGGGUUAGGGCUUAAAUUUGGGAGAAAAUCAUUGGGGUGAUCAUGAAUUCAUGAUUAGAGAAAAAACGUAAGAACUUGUUUUUUUUUGAGAUUCAACUUGUAGUUGUAGUUGAUGCAAGUGUAGUUGAUACAAAAUUGAUGCACGUAGUUCUGUACUACGCAAAAUAUAGAUGCAAGUAGUUAUGUACUAUGCAAAAUUGUAGCUCAUUUUCUUACUUGUGUUGUGUAGCAACUAACUUCAUUUUCUUAUUUGAUAUUUCCAUUGGUAUACAAACAUAUUGAGUUGGGAUUGAUAUUUCCGGUGCCCACGGCAUCUGUUGAGAGAGCUUUUUAAGCAAUGAAGAUUAUCAAGAAUAAAGUGCGUACCGCGGUCAAUAAUGAAUGGCUCAAUGACAUGAUGAUAUGUUACACCGAGCGGGAGUUAUUCAAGUCAGUUGAUGAUAAGGAUGUUAUUCGAACAUUUACUGCAAUGAUGACUCAAAAAGUGCAUUUGCCUUGUGAUUUUGUUUAGUUCACCGUCGGUAUAUAUGUUCCA
This is a messenger RNA of Triticum dicoccoides, 1544 nucleotides long. Its product is annotated as delta(14)-sterol reductase-like. NCBI's taxonomy places the organism in Eukaryota, Viridiplantae, Streptophyta, Magnoliopsida, Poales, Poaceae. The record is from RefSeq and is a predicted model, not a curated record. The coding region runs from base 192 to 716 and encodes 174 amino acids. The transcript is spliced from 4 exons.